AUGAAGACGGCGAAAGCAACAAACUCGGAGAAAGCAAAGGAUAUGGUGACCGCGGUGAAUUCAAACAUCCAAAAGGCAGCGGUGACGUUGGCAAUUGAAACUGCGGCUGUGGUGCUGCCAUUCCCGCUGAUUGAGAGGGAUUUACUCCUUGCUGCUGUGGUAGUACGGCAAAUUGCUGUUGUGGAGCUGAUAGAUUGUUCCAUCGAGGUGAAACCAGAGGGGCCAGCGGCGAGAAUCCAGAGAACUGCUUGUUGGAAUCAACGGCCGAGAUCGUGUUCUGCAGAUAACGCAUGUAAGCAGAAACCGGCGAUUCUGCCGCCGCGUGAACCGCCGGAAAUGGCGGAGGUUGAUGCUGUUGCUGCUGCCCCUGCAGAUUUUGAUUUUGCUGCUGUUGUGAUGAUGCUUGUGAUUGUUGUGGCUGUGAUGGUAGCUGAUUUGGCUGAUCAAAGGGGGCUUUUUUGGUGGUGGUGGAAGCAACUAGCAAGGGUUGCAAGUCCCGGAGUUCUUUUACGAUACAGCCAGAGUCUUUCAUCAAAAGCAUUAACAAGGCGUCAACAGCAGAAGCAUUUUUUCUAUGCAUCGGAGGCCAAUCAAAUUCACGAUGGAAAGUUAUGUUUCGCAAUAACUCUAAUUGAUCGCUCGUUCAAGUUUAUUGCUUACACAUGUAAUAUUGCACCAGUCCCUAAUACAAUAUUGGUGUAUACCAUUCUUGCUUUUCUUGUGUUGUUUGCCCGAACAGCUGCAAUAUGCAGAAUCCCUGGAGACCCACUGGUGAUAGAGGAUAUUGAAGUUGAACCACCAAAAGCUUGGGAGGUUCGUAUCAGGAUUCUGUGCGCAUCCCUUUGUCACAGUGACGUAACCUUUUGGAAAAUGCAGGCAGGACCCGUUUCAAUCUUUCCAAGAAUUUUCGGGCAUGAGGCAGCCGGCGUUGUUGAGAGUGUCGGAGAGCAUGUGCAAGAAGUGAAAGAAGGAGAUUUGGUAUUACCUGUGUUUGCUUCACACUGUGGAGAAUGCAGAGACUGCAAGUCAGCUAAGAGCAAUAUUUGCUCAAAGUUUGAUGCCUCCUCUGCUUACUUUGGCAUGCCAAGGGAUGGAACAAGAAGGUUUAGGGACAUGAAAGGGGAAGUUUUGCACCAUUUCUUGAAUGUUUCAAGCUUUUCUCAGUAUACGGUGGUGGAUGUUGCACAUGUCGUGAAGAUUACCACUGAUAUUCCUAUUGAUAAAGCUUGCUUGCUAAGUUGUGGAGUAUCAACAGGGGUAGGAGCAGCGUGGAAGGUGGCAGAGUUGGAGGAGGGAUCCACCGUGGCUAUUUUUGGACUAGGAGCAGUUGGGCUUGCGGUUGCAGAAGGAGCUAGGAUACGUGGAGCUUCCAAGAUUAUAGUUGUCGAUCUGAAUCCUGAGAAGUUUGAAAUAGGAAAAAAAUUCGGGCUAACCGAUUUCAUCAACCCAGCAAAUUGUGGAGAAAAACCAGUUAGUGAGGUAAUUAAAGAAAUAACAGAUGGAGGUGCUGAUUAUUGCUUUGAAUGCAUUGGAUUGGCGUCAUUAAUGACGGAUGCUUUCACCAGCAGCGGAGAGGGUUGGGGUAAGACAGUAGUACUUGGAGUAGAAAUGCACGGUUCACCACUGAUCCUGAGCCCUUAUGAGAUUCUCAGAGGUAGAACUGUUACUGGGUCAUCUAUGGGAGGGUUAAAACCCAAGUUUGACCUUCCAAUCCUGGCCGAGAAAUAUCUAAGCAAGGAGCUUAAUUUGGAGCAGUUUAUAACACAUGAAGUGAGCUUCAAUGAUAUCAACAAUGCAUUUCAGUUGCUUCUUGAAGGAAAGAGCCCCGGCCCAUUUUUGAAUCCCUCACUUCGGUCCAAGAAAAAGAUAAUCGAGCCGAGCCAGCCAGCAGCUUCCAAAAGUUCUCUUGAACUGCCGCAAAACGGAAACCCUGGCUUACAUUGCGUGGGCUCGCAUUACAUAACUCAGCUUCCACCAACUUUUACUGGCACAGUAACGCAGUAA
Molecule: messenger RNA, 2004 nt
Organism: Dovyalis caffra
Lineage: Eukaryota; Viridiplantae; Streptophyta; Magnoliopsida; Malpighiales; Salicaceae
Source: the annotation of a GenBank genome assembly